CAGGUGAGCUGAUCUGGCACCGCUAUCUGAGCCCCUGAGAGAUUCACCUGUGUUGAUGUAGGAGGGCCCUAAACAGAUGCAUUGUGGGGAGGAGCUAAGGACAAGUCUGGGAGCUGCUGCUCAAGAAGCAAUAGCAAUCUGCAUUCAAGGGAUAUACCCCACCUCACACCUAAUGGGGAGACCCCAUGUCAGGCUGAUCGUCACAUUGUAAUUUGAUAAAACUGAGACAUCCUUUAGGUCAGUAUUGGCUGAGGUUUACAGAAACUGAGAGUGUUGGAAAGUCCCACUAUGGAUUCAGGUCAUCACACUCCAUAUCUCCUGGCCAUUCUCCUCUGCAUACUUCUGCUGCUUGUUGCCUUGUCUACCCUGCUUGUCUGCUACUGGAGGAAAAAAUGCUUCAAAAAUAAGAAAUGGAAAAUUCCCAAAAAAACCCGGGGACUGGUCAAAGAUCAAGCAACUUCCAUGACAAGUUUUACCUUACAUGUGACAGACCCAAAGUCUCACAUUUAUCGUGGCCAAAACAUAUCAAAUGUUUGCCCCUCCUUUCCUCUUAUGGUGGACCACAGCUGUCAGAAACCCUCUCGACCUUCCUCCUUUUUGUCUCUAGAUGGACAAUCAUUGGGUGUGAAUGAAGAUUUUUGUUUGAACACUUUAGACCCUACCGUGGGAGAAAACGGGAAGGCUGUCCAACAAUCAUCUGUUCUUCACUAUGCAAUGUCAUCAGGAGCAUCUUUGCUUAGUAGCAUAUUAGAUAACUCCUUGUAUGUCCUCAAGUCCAAAAGGCGCAGUUCUUCUCUAAAAAGUGGACUAGAUCCAGAAACCUUAAUGGUUCCCCUAGAGUCACCAGUCAAAGAAACCUCAUCAUCAGGUACAAGUCAAUUUAGGGCACUCAGUCUCCCCAGAGACUUGGACCGCAGUACACUUCUGUGUGACAAUUCUGUUGACCAGCAGUUUACAUGGGAUACCCUUGGGCUCUCCAAUCUUAGCCAUCCUGCAGGACACAAAGAAUCAAUUUCUGUGCCAGGCACUUUAGAAAGGAAUGCACACAGUUCUGAAGAUCCUAAGAAGCAAGACUUUCUUCAGCUACAAAAACCUUUUCCUAUUCAACCAAUGGCUUGGUUUGUAUCUUUUGGAAAUAGACCAUUUUCUGGAGGUUUUCAGGUUGGAAAGGUAGACAUAAAUAAUGUGACAAGCUUGGAUUCUGGAGUGGAUAUCGUAGAGAUACCAGUGAGGAAAGAAUGUGAUGGACUGUUUAAAAGUGAUCCCAGCAAGACCUCUUGUUCAGGCAGAAUGGAAAGCUGUACAACGAGGCAAGAACCACAAGAAAUAACUGACCAUAGAGAAACAAAUGUACAUAUCAAUAAACCUCUAGGCAACAGAGUUCAUAUCUCUCAUCAAGAGGCUGCUAGGAGGCUAAAUGGGGAAUACUGUGGCAAAAGUCCAUGGCAAAAGAGGGAAGACAGACCCUUAAUUGGCAUCAACUAACUUUGCACUACCUAUAAAAAAUUGUUUGGCUGAAUUUUUAUUUCAAUAUUUUAUUUAUAUUUGAGGUAUGGAAUCUACUACAGUCCACCUUCAACACUUAUAAAUAUAAAAUAUAUCUGUAUGCUCUAUCGCUUGUGCUCUGUAUACAAUGGAACUAACAAAUAAAAGUAGUUUUUCCAGUGACAGGGUGUGUAGGCAAGGUAUCCUUAACAUAGGUGGAUUACACGCAAAGAUAAUGAGACAUAUCCAUGUUGGCCAGUUGAAUACUUCAUCAAUAAACACAUGGUCAAAGGUUGAUAGAGCCCCCACUGGUAUAGCACUAAAUGUAACACACAAACGUCCUUAGAGACCCCCCUCUUAUAUAAUUGGCAUUCAGUAAAGUAUUUAAUUAUGAUUUGAAGAACAGGAUACAGGGUAGUAUCAUGACUUGGUUAAACCGUGUGCAUAUUUCAAUGCUUCUUAUUCAAAUAAUGGACUUUCAAGCCAAAUAAUUUGUUCUGACAGUAACUGUUGUAGCAUAAACUCACUGUGCCAUUGCCCACCCUUGUCUUUGCUCUAUUUAACAGUUUGGUUAAAGGAAAUUGCUUUAACCAACGCACUUCUUAAUGUUUUACAAAUACUUGUCUAGUAUGCUUUGUAUGUUAUUUAUAAAUAAAUUUUUAACAUUGA
Xenopus tropicalis (tropical clawed frog) is the source of this 2154-nucleotide messenger RNA. RefSeq lists its product as uncharacterized. Lineage: Eukaryota; Metazoa; Chordata; Amphibia; Anura; Pipidae. The record is from RefSeq and is a predicted model, not a curated record. Bases 289 to 1485 code for a protein of 398 amino acids. The transcript is spliced from 3 exons.